AUGCGAGGCCUAAACAAAUCAACGCUCUUUCAUAAGAAAUCUAAGAGCAGCCUCCAAAGCAGAAAGGACAGCCUCGAAGAGCACUCUUCCUCUCACGCGCGGAAAUGGAGUACAUCGAGUACCGUCUCGACGGCGAGCAGCUCCCCUGAUACUAAGCUGUUCGACCCGCUGUCGCUACACCCACCCCUAAGUCUCAACACAUCACCAAAUAUUAUCCCGGAGUACGAAGAGGAACGGUACUUAGAGGAAGAGGAGCGAGAACGCCGGUUUUUAGAACGGAUAUCGCAGCACCCUGCGGAACAUCUGGACAACGCGGCCGAGUACUCACCACUCAAAGAUCGUAACUGUUUCUUCAUGCGGCCUAUCAGCGGCCGCCCUUACGUUUAUGACCAGAGCGUUCAGUGGCCACUCAAGGACUGGCAGGCAAUCCCGCCAGGCCUCGCUGAGCUCGACUCUUCCUCGCCAGCUUCGUCUCCAGCUUCGUCGCCUACCCAGCACUAUAACAACCGCCGGCGGCCGACGGAAUGGAUGAACGAGAGAGACGCCCUAUUCAAGCGCGGCGACUGGAAGCGCAGGGGUAUAGUGUUCCAGCUCGACCCGAACGAUGAAGAGGAACAAGAGCAGCACUUUGAACUACCUGAGUGUUAA
Messenger RNA from Daldinia childiae, 648 nucleotides. RefSeq lists its product as uncharacterized. NCBI's taxonomy places the organism in Eukaryota, Fungi, Ascomycota, Sordariomycetes, Xylariales, Hypoxylaceae. The record is from RefSeq and is a predicted model, not a curated record. The transcript has a single exon. Bases 1 to 648 code for a protein of 215 amino acids.